GUAGUGCAGCUCGGGGUUCGCAGCGCUGUCUCUAACUACACGAGGAAACAAACCGCAUGUCCUUUCCCUGCUUUACGGCAAACAUGGCAAACUCGAAGGCGUCCGACGAGGAUCCGAAACGGGCCGCUGCGUCCGCCGGAGUGUCCGCCGAGCUCUGUCCACCGGCGGGUGGAGGUGCCGUCGCUUCCCCGUGUUUGUUGCCGACUUUCGCGCAGGCGUGCGCGCUCGAGCAGGCGCCCUACUCGUGUCUGGUGAUGCUCUCGAGCCGCAGACACGUCGCCCUGCCGCCCAUGUACCUGAAGAAGAAGCGGACAGGCAUCCAGGAGGAGCUGAACGCGGAACUCCUGAGAUACUCUAACAGUUUGAAAGGUGUUCCCCUGGCAUAUGACCACAUCAAAGUUUUAGAACCACAUGGCAACAUACUGGAUGACCAAGGCUUCAUUCACUUGGACAUUGAGGCCUCGUUUGUGGUCUUCAAACCAAGGAAAGGAGAAAAGCUUGUGGGUGUGAUAAAUAAAAUAGCAGUGGGCCAUGUGGGUUGCCUGGUGCACGGCUGCUUUAAUGCCUGUGUGCUUAAGCCAGCUCAGCUGAACCUUGAGCAGUGGAGGGACUCCGGCCUGAAGCUGGGAGGCAGCCUGGAGUUUGAAGUGUUCCAGCUGGAUGCUGAUUCGGCUGGCGUCCUUUUGAUUAAAGGAAGACUAGAGAAGCACAGGGUACAGCAGCUUGUUGAUUCCUUCGGCAGUGCAGCAACUGAGGAACAAGGUGAAAACAUGACAGUGGACUCAGCCACUGCUGAAGAAGCCACUGACAGUGUGAGUCCUUCAAAGCCCAAGAAGAAAAAGAAAAAAAAGCACACGGACGUGGGGGUUGUAGAGGACAUUAAGGGCAACCAGGCAGCUGAGGCAGAGAGCCAUGAUGUUAACAGUAGCGGAAUGGAGGUGGACCCUGAUGCCAGCAUCCAUACAGAGGAGAAAAAGAAGAAGAAAAAGAAAAAGGAUAAAAGGCAGGAGGUGAAUGAGGAGCUGCCUUCUCCCACCGAGCCCCCACACAGUGACUCCAGCGGAUACAUCAGUGACAAAAGCAGUCGGAAGAGGAAAGCACAUGACAGUGAAGGUCUCUGUGAUUACUCUGAAAUACCUGUAGUCAAAAAGAAGAGCAAAUGAUUUUCAUACUGUGACUUUUCUCACAUUAUACAUGAUGAAAGUGCCUCAUUGUGCCAAGAUGCCUUGAAAUAUAUUGCCAUUGGUAAGAUAAUUAAAUAAAGGACAACUGGCUUGGCAACGUGUAGUUUCACCUUGCCACCAGUAGAGGACAGCA
This is a messenger RNA of Pygocentrus nattereri (red-bellied piranha), 1317 nucleotides long. It is a transcript of the gene polr1f, whose product is annotated as RNA polymerase I subunit F. Bases 57 to 1163 code for a protein of 368 amino acids. Gene Ontology annotation, cellular component: RNA polymerase I complex. The transcript is spliced from 4 exons. The record is from RefSeq and is a predicted model, not a curated record. NCBI's taxonomy places the organism in Eukaryota, Metazoa, Chordata, Actinopteri, Characiformes, Serrasalmidae. Gene Ontology annotation, biological process: DNA-templated transcription initiation; DNA-templated transcription.